GCAAACCACCUUGCUUACGGAAAUAAUAUGGCUGCCUCAGCGGAGACUAUCCGACCGAAGUUAAUUGCACACAAUUUAUCGAAAGAGCUAUGAAUAAGUAUAGGUAUCAGGGAGAUACAAACGACGGGGCUUGUUAUUUGCACUUGUUGAGAAGGAGCUGCGAAAACUCCCUGACAACACACUGGCUGGCUUGAGAAGUUUGGAGUCUGCGCCUUGGUUAAAGUACCUGGGUCGGGAUGCACUGCUGGAGAUAAACUCUGCAGAACGGUGGACGCGGAAGUUUGACAAAUAAUUGAAUACCAAGGGUUGGGUGGACAUUUAGCCAAAACUUCAUUAAUGUUGUCACUAUUGACUCAAACGAGACGACAACGUACUCAGUCCUUAGUUAUCGUUGGUUAUUAGCAAGUUCGCUAGUUAGACAGAUGUUGACUGUUCCGAUGUGUGUUUCCAGGUUCUCGAACGCCAUCUAGCAAGCAAGGCUAACUCCACGGUUAGCCGUAACUAGCAUUCCAACAAACAGUGUUGCACGAGCACUCUUGCAUCUUCAAAGCUACUGAAUAACAUUCUUCAGUUGUCUGCAAACUACCACAUUGAAUGAGUGUUUAAACCUUUUAUAUUAGCCACUGGCUUUACCAGAAAGCUAUCAUCUAAGUAAUGCGAACUAGUUAAGUUUCCCAUGAUUGCUCAUCAAACACAGUUUAGCCCGUACUAGUGCCUUUUGUCAUGUCUAAGUGUGGCCUGAAAAGCACGAGAGAUGGCCACAGAGGGAUAUGACAGCAAAACGAGCUAAAUGUCAAAUAUACAUUUUAAGGCCUGUCAAAUGAGUGGAUUGCAUGGAGUUAAAAACCAAUACGUUUGUUAAAGGGCCCAAUGAGAAAACAUAUCUAGUUAUUGUAGUCUAGGAGGAAGAUGCCACAGGGCCAAGUGCAGUAUUGACAUGAUCACAACUGUUGUACAACAUGUAGCCGGUAUUUGACUAGGCAAGUGUUAUAUGACCAGUGUCUGCAGAGAUAUUGUAUUGGAACGACCAGGAUUGGUGCCUGUAGCUGUCUACCGCGGUUGCUAACUCUAUGAACCAUUUUACCAGAUAUGGAACUGAGGUUUCUCAGCUCAGCUGGUAAAUGUAGGAAUUGUGCCUUUUCUAGGAUUCUGUGUAGUUCCCCAUCUUGAUAGUAGCUUUCUCAGUUGUUCUCGAGUCCUCUUUACUUUUAAAGCAAUCAUGUCAAUGGAGCGCAGUAGUGGCUUAGGCCUGCAUUAUGUUAUUUCAUGCUGGAUGAAUGUAAGUCCUCACGAUUAGUCCUUAGAUCAACAUUAAUGUCUUUUGAUUGGGCCUCCAGUAUUCUUCUGACUGCCCUAGUCUUACAAAUAAAACCCACAAGUGCCAUUAGAGACCUUCUCUAACAGUAACAGAAACAACCAAAGCAGUCAAUGCAUGAUAAAGAGGGAGGAAUUUGAGUAAUAAGGACCAGCCUGCCCAUUCGCCAUUGCAUUGCCCUCCAUCCAGAACUCCUGCAUUGGUGUCAGUGGUGGGAUGCAGAAGUGAGCAUCUCUCGCCGCCUCCACUUUCCAGUCAUCACCGCACCAGGAGAGGCCAAACUGACUGAGGGAAAUCGCACCACGGAGGGGGUCCCUGCUCUCCAUCUUCUACCCACCAGGUUCCCUACACCCAGGUGGUGAGAGAGCCCAGUUUGGUGACCCGGCUGCGGCCUGGCACCCUGCCCUUAUGGGGCAGCAGCCGGGGAAAUUUGUUGGGGACCAGAGGAGACCGAGUCUGCCAGCGCUGAAUUUCAUCAAGGGAGGGAAGAGGGAGUCAUCACGGCAUGGAGCCCAUCACUGUAACGUGUUCGCUGUGCACGGGACCCCCUCCCAGGCAAACCAGCGACCCAGGGACCCCCUCCCAGGCAAACCAGCGACCCAGGGACCCCCAUCAUACGUUAGCAAAAACAAAUCUGUCUUAUCAGAAGCUCUCCAGAGACCAGACUUUGAGCCCCAGGGUCUGACCGAAGCGGCCCGCUGGAACUCAAAAGAGAACCUGUUGGCCGGACCCAGCGAGAAUGACCCCAACUUGUUUGUUGCUCUUUAUGACUUUGUGGCCAGUGGGGACAACACUCUCAGCAUAACUAAAGGAGAGAAGCUGCGAGUUUUGGGUUAUAACCAUAAUGGGGAGUGGUGCGAGGCGCAGACCAACCACGGCCAGGGCUGGGUGCCCAGUAACUACAUCACCCCGGUCAACAGCCUGGAGAAGCACAGCUGGUACCAUGGGCCUGUGUCGCGCAACGCAGCAGAGUACCUGCUCAGCUCUGGUAUCAACGGCAGCUUCCUGGUCAGGGAGAGCGAGAGCAGCCCCGGGCAGAGGUCUAUCUCACUGCGCUACGAGGGACGAGUCUACCACUACAGGAUCAACACAGCCUCCGACGGGAAGCUAUACGUGUCAUCUGAGAGUCGUUUCAACACCCUGGCAGAGCUGGUGCACCACCACUCCACGGUGGCUGACGGCCUCAUCACCACGCUGCACUACCCAGCGCCCAAACGCAACAAGCCCACCAUCUACGGCGUGUCACCCAACUAUGACAAGUGGGAGAUGGAGCGCACCGACAUCACCAUGAAGCACAAGCUGGGAGGAGGGCAGUAUGGAGAGGUCUACGAGGGGAUCUGGAAGAAGUACAGCCUCACCGUGGCCGUCAAGACCCUCAAGGAGGACACCAUGGAGGUGGAGGAGUUCCUAAAGGAGGCUGCUGUCAUGAAGGAGAUCAAACACCCCAACCUGGUACAGCUACUGGGCGUGUGCACGCGGGAGCCCCCGUUCUACAUCAUCACAGAGUUCAUGACCCAUGGCAACCUGCUGGACUACCUGAGGGAGUGUAACAGGGAGGAGGUGAACGCUGUGGUGCUGCUCUACAUGGCCACGCAGAUCUCCUCCGCCAUGGAGUACCUGGAGAGGAAGAACUUCAUCCACAGGGACCUAGCAGCCCGUAACUGUCUGGUAGGGGAGAACCACCUGGUGAAGGUGGCAGACUUUGGACUGAGCAGGCUGAUGACGGGGGACACGUACACGGCCCAUGCUGGGGCCAAGUUCCCCAUCAAGUGGACUGCCCCGGAGAGCCUGGCCUACAACAAGUUCUCCAUCAAAUCUGAUGUCUGGGCGUUUGGAGUGUUGCUAUGGGAGAUCGCCACCUAUGGGAUGUCUCCGUACCCUGGCAUAGACCUCUCCCAGGUGUAUGAGCUCCUAGAGAAGGACUACCGCAUGGACCGUCCGGAGGGCUGCCCAGAGAAGGUCUACCAGCUCAUGAGGGCAUGCUGGAAGUGGAACCCUGCGGAACGGCCCUCCUUUGCAGAGACCCACCAGGCCUUUGAGACCAUGUUUCAGGAAUCCAGCAUCUCUGACGAGGUGGAGAAGGAGCUGGGGAAGAAAGGGAAGAAGGUGACACUGGGCCCCAUCCAACAGGCUCCACAGCUGCCCACCAAGACCAGGACUCUCCGUAGGAAUGUGGACAGAGAUGGAGACAGCCCCGACGCCGUGGAGCCGGAGGUGGCUGUGUCCCCCAUGCUCCCAAGGAAAGAGCGUCCGUUCCUGGACAGCAACCUGAACGAGGACGACCGCCUCCUGCCCAAAGACAAGGACAAGUCCCGCAACAGCCUCUUCAACCUCAUCAAGAAGAAGAAGAAGACUGCGCCCGCCCCGCCCAAACGCAGCAGCUCUUUCAGGGACAUGGACGGACACGCGGAGAGACUGGGGCUAGCGCCCGACCCCCGAGACGACUUCAACAACGUCUCUUCAGCCUUCAGUGUUACACAUACCAUCGACCCCAGCAAGUUCCCGAGUGCUAACAACAAUGGGGUAGGGGGUACUACCAACGGGGGCCCCACCUACCCAGGCCCCCUGUUCCCCCCGCAACAUGCCAGGAAGAAAGGUACGCCGGUGGUGCCCAGUGUAGUGGGUAAAACACCCAAUGAGGAGGAUAUAGUCUCUAACUCCAAGCGUUUCCUGCGCUCCUCCUCGGCCUCUAGCAUGCCCCCGGGCUCAGAGCGCACUGAGUGGAAGUCAGUCACGCUGCCACGCGACCUGCAUAAAGGCCACUUUGACUCCGGCACCUUUAGGAGCAAGCCCGCCCUGCCACGCAAGAGGGCCAACGAGAAGCCAGAGAUCAGCGCCCCUCGCAUGGGCACCCUGACCCCCCCGCCCCGCCUGCCUAAGAAGACAGAGGACAUGUCAGAUGAUGUGUUUAAGGACGCUGAGCCCAGCCUCCUGACGCCCAAGCUUGGCAGAAGGCUUCUAGGGUUGGGGGUGGACACCUCCAAGACCAGCGCCCUGCAGGCCGAGCUGCUCAAGCCCAACGUGUUCCCUGCUUUGGGGGCAGCCGGGGACGAGUGCAGGGCCCGCCGCCACAAACCCAACCUGGACUCCUCCGGCCCCAGGGAGAGAGGCAAGUUCCAGAAGACCAAACCUGCUCCCCCUCCACCCCCCAGUGCCAAGAUCUCCCGCAGCCCCACCCACGAGCUCCCCUCACCCACAGAUGCCAAAGCCAAGGCCUCAGACCCCCACUACCCAUCUAGCUUCAGUGACCAAGUCCGCUCUCCCCUGGAGGCCCACAAGAAACUCAACCUCAACACCACUUCCUCCAAACCACAGCCAUUAAAGACCACCUCCUCUUCAGUGUCUGGCUCUACCUCCAGCCCCCUGGGCUUCUCCUCCCUCAACUCCCCAGGAGACCAGACCUCUCCCACAGCCUUUAUCCCCUUGAUGAACACCCGCCGCUCCCUGAGGAAGACACGUGCGCUCCCGGAGCGCCAACCCAACUCGGCCAUCACCAGGGAUAUGGUCCUGGAGGGCACGGAGCAGCUGCGAACCGCCAUCGGACGCAACUCUGAGCAGACAGGCAGCCACAGCGCCGUGCUGGAGGCGGGCAAGAACCUGUCCAAGUACUGCGUUAGCUACGUGGACUCCAUCCAGCAGAUGAGGAACAAGUUUGCCUUCCGCGAGGCCAUCAACAAGCUGGAGAGCAGUCUGCGCGAGCUUCAGAUCUGCCCUGCUUCCACCGGGGGCGCCAUCGGAGCGCAGCAGGACUUCAGCAAGCUGCUCUCGUCUGUCAAAGAGAUCAGUGACAUCGUUCAGAGGUAGCAGAGAGGCCACAUUGACUGGGAUAAAAAGCUGAACCUACCCCCCCCCCCUCGCUGCAUGUAAUGUUCCAUGGCCGUGUUUCCUCACCGUGUUUGUGCUGAGGUUGAGAGCAGGACAUGUUACAGUGCCACUGGACGGUUUAAGCAUGACGCACACCUCAGAGGAAGACUUUAUUCAGCUUUCCAGGAGGUCGGAGAACACUAAAGACUGGUUACUGUGUUCAGAAUCAAAAUUCAGAAGUUAGUUUUCCUUAACUAUGGAGGCCUGGGCCCAAUUCUGCAUCAAUCAUUGUCAAUUAUGACACUAUAGACAAAACACAUGUCACAUUCUUUCCUUUACUGUUGUGGUUUACAAUGGGAAGUGCACAUUGUCUCUACCUUAUUCCCCUUAGCUUGCUGCGAAUGGUAAAGAUGUGCGACUCAGUAUUGCGCCAUAGAGGAAAGACCACCUGGGAACAUUUUGCAUCUGAAUAAAGUGCCUUAACACUAUGGGGAAUUACUUUGUAAUUCUACUGAAAGCCAAACUUUAAACAGAGCAGUAUGGCCUUACAAAUACUGAACACUGUCUCCAACUAAACUAGAUGGAUCUGAAUGUUUCCAUCAAGAUACACCUUGGAGUUGGAUGGCUUGUAAUAAAUGGAGGACAUGCAUCAAUUUGUCUUACUACUUAACAAACCAAUGAAAUCUCACUGUGUAGUCAGGGGGUGACCAAGACGUGUUUCUUUCCUACUUGUCAUUGAAAUAAUGAUUUCAGUUAAAUGUACCUUUGCCCUGUCUGACUGCGAUGCCAUCAACCACAAGCUGCCUUUAUUUCAAUGUUGACUCCUUGUUUUAUUCUUCCCAUAAAAAUCAUGCCACUACUUUUGUUGGAUCCGAGCAGCCUCAACAUUUGACUAAUUUUGCUCCUUUGUAAAUAAGCACACUUUCUUUUUCCUCUUCCAUUUGUUCCUCCCUGUAACAUUAAAAUACAAAGCAAUUUGCAA
Molecule: messenger RNA, 6101 nt
Organism: Oncorhynchus gorbuscha (pink salmon)
Lineage: Eukaryota; Metazoa; Chordata; Actinopteri; Salmoniformes; Salmonidae
Product: tyrosine-protein kinase ABL1-like
Exons: 12
Coding region: 1724-5119 (1131 amino acids)
Biological process (GO): protein phosphorylation; regulation of apoptotic process
Molecular function (GO): protein binding; ATP binding; non-membrane spanning protein tyrosine kinase activity
Source: RefSeq, a predicted model, not a curated record